Messenger RNA from Alligator mississippiensis (American alligator), 2052 nucleotides. RefSeq names its product eukaryotic translation initiation factor 2D (gene EIF2D). Gene Ontology annotation, molecular function: translation initiation factor activity. Lineage: Eukaryota; Metazoa; Chordata; Crocodylia; Alligatoridae. The coding region runs from base 52 to 1860 and encodes 602 amino acids. Gene Ontology annotation, biological process: translational initiation; formation of translation preinitiation complex. The record is from RefSeq and is a predicted model, not a curated record. The transcript has 15 exons.
GCCGGCUCCGCCAUGGCGGCGGCGGCGUGCUGAGGGGAGCGCGGCGCCGCCAUGUUCGCGCGGGCGCUGCGGGUGCGGGGCCAGACCGCCAUCAAGGGCUCGGAGCGGAGGAAGCUGCGGGCCGAUGUGGCGGCCGCUUUCCCCAGCCUGGGCGCGGAGCAGGUGUGCGAGCUGGUGCCGCACAAGGAGGAGCUCAGCGUGGUCAAAGUGUACUCGCACCGGGGAGACGCCGUCACGCUGUACGCCCGCGGCAGGACCCCGGUCCUGUUUGAAAUGGAGAAAACCCUGUAUCCAACCGUGUAUACUCUGUGGUCUUACCCAGAUCUUCUCCCUGCCUUCUCAACAUGGCCCCCCGUCUUACAGAAGUUGGCAGGAGGAGCAGAUCUCAUGCUGCCAGGAGUGUUGGUGCCAUCAUGUGGGCUCCCUCAGGUACAGCAGGGCACUCUCUGCGCCAUUACCCUCGUGGGGAACAGAGCCCCCAUAGCAGUAGGAGUUGCCACCAUGUCCACUGCAGAGAUGCUGGCUGCUGGAAUGAAAGGGAAAGGCUUCACUGUACUGCAUACUUACAUGGAUCACUUAUGGGGCUUUGGAGACAAAGCUUACCCACCCACAAUAGCUCCGCUGGUGGCGGAUCCUGUAGAGGUGGAGAACGCUGACCAGGAGGAUGGUGAUGAAGAGGAGGAGGAAGAGGAACUUGACGGCAACCUUCCUGCAGACCCAGCAACGCAAACGGACAUCAGCAGUUUGAGCCUUCAGGAGGGAGAUGGUUGCAUGCGGCUGACAGAAAAGGAGGCAACACGUGACAACGAUGCUGCUGAUACAGCUGAGGAUGAGAACAUGGAGGCUCAGACGGAUGCUGAGGACAGCAGGACACCAAGAGAGCAAAUGGAUGAAUUGUUUCAUCAGUGCUUUUUCCAUGCUUUGAAAUGCAAAGUGAAGAAGUCAGAACUCCCCCUGCUGACCAGCACCUUUCUGCGAAACCACAUGUUCCCCUGCUGCCCAGAAGGACAACAACUGGACAUAAAGAAAUCAAGCUACAGAAAGUUCUCCAAGUUUUUGCAGUGCAUGCAGCAGAAGAACAUCCUGCAAGUGAAGGAGCUGAACAAAGGUGUGGAGAGCAUAGUGGGCGUAGACUGGAAGCACCCAGACAUUAAGUCGUUCGUGGUGCCCGAUGGGUUUUCCCCAGUGUCGGCCACCCCAGAGAGCAAGUGUGGAGAUGGAGAGCCACUGUAUCACCCUCCUGACAUAGUCCCGCUCUAUGGUGUCUCGAUGAAGAUGGCCCCGCUCUUCCAGGAGUCUGGACACAAAAAAGGCAGCGUCCUCUCUAGCAGCGACGUGAGAAGCAUCAUCAUCGACUACGUAAAGACCAACGAGUUGGUUGAUGAAACAAACAAAAACUUUGUAAAGAUCAAUCCCAUCUUGUGCGACUGCCUGUUGGAUAAAGCGGAGCAAGACAAUAUCUCAAAGCUCAAAUGGGACGAUCUCCUGAGCAGGUGCCUGGCGCAACUGCAGCCCUUCCACCAGGUGACGUUUUUUGGACACAAACCCAUCGUGAGGAAAGGAAAAGGCUUUCCCAUUGACAUAACCAUAGCUCAGAGGUCAUCCAAUAAAAAGGUGACAAUUAUUAAGAACCUUGAGCUGUAUGGCCUGGACCCCCAAUCUGUUGCCACCACUCUGCAGCAAAGAGUCCAGGCCAGCGCCACUAUUAGCCCGCUGCCUGAGGCCAAGGAUCGUGUACAGGUCCAGAUCCAAGGCAACCAGAUCCACCAUCUUGCCAAGCUGUUGCUAGAAGAAUACCGGCUACCUAGGAAGUACGUGCAAGGUCUAGAGAAGGCUCCGAAGCUUGGCCGGAAGAAGUAAAACGCCCCUUGUAAGAAAUAUUCCUAUCUCCUUAUUUAUACAUGGGUCUGCCUACACAAGGGAAAUUCUGGACCCUUUCAUUCAAAGGGGAGUCCUGCCAGUGACUUCAGCAGGGCCAGAGUUUCACCCAAAGAUUAAAAUUGCUUUAGCUGUUCAUUUUUAAUAAAAAUGAAAAAGCACUUAAAAGCCUUA